This is a messenger RNA of Arachis stenosperma, 2284 nucleotides long. RefSeq lists its product as uncharacterized. Lineage: Eukaryota; Viridiplantae; Streptophyta; Magnoliopsida; Fabales; Fabaceae. The transcript is spliced from 8 exons. Gene Ontology annotation, cellular component: membrane. Bases 1 to 1512 code for a protein of 503 amino acids. The record is from RefSeq and is a predicted model, not a curated record.
AUGAAACCUGCUUCUAGGAGGCUGGCCGUCUGCCUGGCCACCUCUUCCGCCCUCUCCGUCGACAUCUUUCUCCUUCGUUGGGCUACCGGGCGUGCUUCCGAUUUGACGGCCAGAUGGUGUGACGUAAUUUUUGGGUCUAUGCCCGGCAUGUCGGCCGGUGUCCAGGCGAACAAAUCCCUAUUGGCCCUUAUCAUUUCGACCAAGGGCUCCUUCAACUCAUGCGGGAGGUUCUUGUUGAUGAACGUGAAUUUUUCCUCCGUGUCGCCGAUCAUGAAUUUUUCCAGGUCCCCUUCUGGUUCCGGUCUGGGUUUGUCGUCUACUCUGGCGUCCAGGUCAGCUAGGAACACGCCGGACGCCUCUUUGGAUUUCUUCCUUAGGGAGAGGCUGGCAUUGUCGCAAGCGACUACCGUCUCAAGGUCUCCUCUUAUGGACCCUAUAGAUCCGUCAUCGCCCGUCUUCCUUGCGUUCAUCCCUCUUCGUCGCGUUCUUCCUCUCGCCGCUGUUCCUCGCGUUCAUCGCUCCCUCUUCGUGGUUCAGACGUUUUCGCCGCCUCGCCGCCUCGCAUUCUCGCCAUCAUUCGUACUCAGUUCCUGCCACAUCUCCGUCCUCCUUUCAGUUCCCAUAGUCAGUCCGUGGUCCUCUGUUCUCGCCGCCUUGACGUCCUCCUGCUUGCCGCCUUGCCGUACUGAGUUCCUGCCACAUCGCCGUCCUCCGUUCUGGUCGGUUCGCCAUCCUCCUUUCAGCGAAUCAGGCUUCAUUGUUCAGGACUGCAGAACCUUGUGUGUGAUUUUCCCAAUUUCAAUUCCAAUCAACUGUUGCGGUGGCUGGGAUCAGAUGACAUCAGCUACGGCUAUGGCUGCUACUGUCUCUCACAUUCACCCUCAGCUCUCUUGCUCCGCCUCCCUUCACUCUCACCGCACACUGCUUCGACGUUUCCACCUUCCAUCUCCUUCCGUUCGCUCCAAGUUAUCAGUUGUUAUGUGUCUGGAGAGGCAUGGCACAGAUAUUGCCGGUUCUGAUACCAAAACUACACUAAGUUAUGCAACUGAUGCAAAAGAAAACCAUGAUACUGAAAAGAUAAGCUCCGGAGAGACAGCAACAGAGGGCAUCAGUCAACAGAAAGGGACUGCGAAAAUUCACGAUUUUUGUUUAGGCAUUCCCUUUGGUGGAUUUGUUCUAACUGGAGGGAUUAUUGGAUUCCUGUUUUCACGGAGUACUGCAACACUCACCAGUGGUGUGAUCUUUGGCGGUGCUUUACUAUUUUUUAGCACCCUCAGCUUGAAGGUCUGGAGGAAAGGAAAAUCAAGUUUACCAUUUAUUCUAGCACAAGCAGCAUUGGCAGGGAUCCUUAUCUGGAAGAACUUUCAGAGCUACUCAUUGCCAAAGAAAAUAUUUCCAACUGGCUUCAGUGCUAUUUUAAGUUCUGCAAUGCUCUGUUUUUAUUUGUAUGUGCUUAUCUCUGGAGGAAACCCACCGCCUAAGAAAUUGAAGCCAUCUGCCAGCGUUGUAUGAUGAGAUAACGAAGCUUGUGUUAGCCUAUGUGAUGUGGGACAUAUGGUUGUUUUGCUGCAAAUUGAAGUAAGGUUGUAAGCUAGUUUGGUUAAGUCACUUAUGAAAGUAGGUCAGCAAAGAGGUGCCAAUGUGAUUAUUGCUUUGGAUUCCAAGGCACUUAUUCUAUACCAAUAAAAUGAAAUUUGAUGAAAAAACCUAUUUGCAAUUUAUACUCAACAUAGGUGCUUUUUAAAUUGCAUAUGCAUUUAGCAUGAAAUUUGGACCCAAGAUAGGAAAUGGAUUGCGACAGUGAGUGAAAAUUUAGUCAACAUGAUCAUGUAUUGAUUACAGCCCAUUUAUAUGAUUCUCUUGUCUAAUAUAUGGUAUAACAUUCUUAAUGAAUGUUCUGAAAACUUAAACAUGACUAGGUCAUGACUCUGACUCAUGUGAGUGAGGAUUGAUUCGCAUUGGUCACACACUAAGAUGAUUGAAGUACACGUGUUAUCCAGUUUGCUGAUAUGUCUUGUAUGCUAAGAUGCUGCAUUUAUAAUGGAAGGAAAUGUUGAAUAACAAUACAAGUCUAUAGCAAAACACUACAUUCCAAUGACAUAUCACAUGUCCAAAAGUGUCUGAUGAACACAAGAUCAAAUAACAGAAUCAACCAUGUAAUGCAAUCAACCAACUAAAAUAGAAUUGUAUAUCCCUAGGAUUAGAGAAAUUCCAGAACGCGAGCCAAUACCAAAAGAUCCAUGGAACUUGUAAGCUUCUUUAACCAUGCUCAUUCCACGUACCU